Messenger RNA from Brassica napus (rape), 1430 nucleotides. Its product is annotated as lipase-like. Gene Ontology annotation, biological process: lipid metabolic process. The coding region runs from base 115 to 1191 and encodes 358 amino acids. NCBI's taxonomy places the organism in Eukaryota, Viridiplantae, Streptophyta, Magnoliopsida, Brassicales, Brassicaceae. The record is from RefSeq and is a predicted model, not a curated record. The transcript is spliced from 11 exons.
UAUUCAGCCGAGGAUUAUCUAAAACGUAUAUCCAAAUAGGUGGCUUGAGGAUUUGGUUCGCUUGCGUUGAUCCUCAGUUUCUGUCUGGUUUAUCCUUCAACUGCUUUGAAGAACAUGGGACAAAAGAGAUGGUUCUUGUCCUUGCUGGCACUUAUUGCUUGUCUUCUUUUCUUUUCACGUGGAAGAGUUGAAGUUCUCAAGUUGAAGAGCUAUGAUGGACGACCUGUUUACAACCAUACACUUGCCUUAACACUUGUGGAGUAUACUUCUGCGGUGUAUAUGUCUGAUUUGGCACAACUCUUCACUUGGACCUGCGAAAGAUGCAAUGGGUUGACAAAGGGUUUCCAAGUCAUAGAAAUCAUAGUUGACAUUGAGUACUGCCUACAGGCAUAUGUUGGUGUGGCAAAGGAUUUGAAUGCUAUCAUUAUUGCAUUCCGGGGAACUCAAGAACACAGCAUACAAAAUUGGAUCUCAGACUUGUUCUGGAAACAGCUUGAUCUGAAUUACCCUGAUAUGCCAGAUGCAAUGGUUCACCAUGGCUUUUAUACUGCUUAUCACAAUACAACCGUUCGGCCUGCAGUUUUGGGUGCAGUGAAACUGGCGAAGAAGUUCUAUGGGACGAACAUCAACACCAUCAUGGUGACUGGUCAUUCAAUGGGAGGAGCCAUGGCUGCCUUUUGUGGGCUAGACCUAGUUGUAAAUGAAGGAGAAGAAAACGUACAGGUCAUGACGUUUGGGCAACCUCGUAUUGGGAAUGCGGAUUUUGCAUCUUAUUACAGUUUGCUUGUGCCUAAUACCUUCAGGAUCACGCAUGACCAUGAUAUUGUUCCUCAUCUGCCUCCUUACUUCUAUUAUUUCCCUCGGAAAACAUACCACCACUUCCCAACAGAGGUGUGGGUGAGAGACCUCAGUGUUUUGGAACUUGUUCGUUUUGGUGUUGAGAAAGUUUGUGACAACACUGGUGAAGAUACUACAUGCUGCAGAUCGGUGAUGGGAAGAAGCAUAUCAGACCAUUUAAGGUACUUUGGGGUAGAUUUGAUGUGUGAGACAUGGAGACAAUGCAACAUAGUGAUGAGCAAUGAGGUGGAGAGGUACAGCAGGAAAGAUUCAAAGGGUAACAUAUACCUGACUCGGACAGUUCCCUCCACUGAAACGAAAACUCUAUCCAAAACAGGAGUCUCUAGUAUAUAGGAGCUGGCUGAUUGAACAAGAAUAGUUGCUUGAAAGGGUGAGGUUGGGAGAUAUCAAUGUGAAGGAGGAAGAGGAAGGGUUCUUUGAUUCUUUGUGGUUGUGAAAGAUAGUGUACAGAUAAUAAUAAUCAAGACUUUGUAAAUAGUUAGUUGAUAAGAAAAAGAAAACAUGUAAAGAUCUCAUAGAAAUUGGAUUCAAGUUAUGUAUAUAUGUGAAUGAGUAUCAAAUUGUUUUUCUUU